UUGCAGGCAAUAAUGAAUCAAACAGACAAAAAUCAACAGGAAGUCCCAUCAUGCCUUCAUGAUGAGCCACCAGAAGGUUCAGUAAAAGACCACCCGCAGCAGCAGCCUGGCAUGCUUUCUCGUGUGACUGGUGGUCUUUUCAGUGUCACAAAGGGAGCUGUUGGUGCCACGAUUGGAGGUGUUGCUUGGAUUGGAGGGAAGAGCUUGGAAAUUACCAAAACAGCUGUCACAUCCGUGCCUUCAGUGGGAGUGGGGCUUGUCAAAGGAAGUGUUUCUGCUGUAGCUGGAGGUGUUACAGCUGUAGGAUCUGCUGUAGCAAGUAAAGUGCCUUUAACAGGAAAGAAAAAGGAUAAGUCUGACUAA
Messenger RNA from Indicator indicator, 363 nucleotides. RefSeq names its product transmembrane protein 263 (gene TMEM263). Bases 13 to 363 code for a protein of 116 amino acids. The transcript is spliced from 3 exons. NCBI's taxonomy places the organism in Eukaryota, Metazoa, Chordata, Aves, Piciformes, Indicatoridae. The record is from RefSeq and is a predicted model, not a curated record.